UUGGAGACCGUGAAAAGUCAAUGGGAAGAACAUUUCCGGACGGGGAGAGUAAUAUUCUUGCAGAUGAAUCAGAGUAGGAACUGAUGUUUUGGUUCUGACAGUCUAUUUCAUACAAUGUUUAUUAUUGAGUGAAAAUUAAUGUGCAAAGUAAUAUGGAGAGAGAGACAAAAACUGAAUGUGGUUUGUCGGGCUACCGACCGGAGUGAUCCAAUCGGCGGGGGGAGCAUGUGGGUACGGGAACUUGUACAAGACAGGUUACGGUACAAACAUUGCAGCACUGAGUACCACUCUCUUCAACGACGGUUUAGCUUGUGGCUCAUGUUACGAGCUCCGGUGCACCGGCCAGAACUGCGUGCCGCCGGGCAGCAUCACCGUCACCGCCACCGACCUCUGCCCGCCGAACCCGAGCCUGCCCAACGAUGACGGCGGCUGGUGCAACCCUCCACGGCCACACUUCGACCUGUCCCAGCCCGCCUACUUGCAAAUCGCCAUUUAUAAGGCCGGAAUUGUCCCUGUAAUUUACCGCAGGGUACCAUGCAAGAAAAAGGGCGGAAUAAAUUUCACGAUGAAGGGGCAUAUGUACUUUAACUUAGUGUUAGUGAGUAACGUUGGAGGGUCAGGAGACGUCCGAACAGUAAAAAUUAAGGGGUCGAAAACAGGGUGGCUACAAAUGUCAAGAAAUUGGGGGCAAAAUUGGCAAAGUGAUGUGGUCUUGAUUGGGCAAAGCCUCUCAUUUCAGGUCACAAUAUGUGAUGGAAGCACACUUAUAAACAAGGAUGUUGUGCCUUCUAAUUGGCAAUUUGGACAAACUUUUGAAGGGUCUCAAUUUUGAUAUCAAACGCUACCAUGUAUUAUUAAAAAUAAGAAGAAUAAGCAAAAAUUCUCCCUUCUGAAAUCACCCACAUGCCACUGCCGAUUUUUUCUCUGUUCUUCUUUCUUUCUUUUCUUCUCUUUUUCAUUCUUUUCAUUUCUUCUUCUCUCUUCUUCUUUAAUUCCUUUUCCUCCAUGUUUUGAUCGUUGUUCCGUCACCCAAUAAUUGGGAGCAGCGAGCAGAGAGAGGCGGGCAAGAAGAACCAGAGAUCGAAGAGCAGAUCUAUGAAAUCCCAUGGUACAUACGUGAACCAGAGAGAGGCGGGCAAGAUGAACCAUGGUCAGAUCUGUUCCUUUUUCGACAUAAUCUCCAUCAAUUUCAUAGAUCUAUAAAGCUUUUGUUACUCCUAGCCUUGCCCCAAGCCGUCAAAACCUCGGAUGGAAGAGAUUAGAUCUACGAGGGAGGGGGUUACGGAAGGGAUGGCGGCAAGAAGAACCACCGAAGUCAUCCGAUGGUUCCAGAGAGUCGGCGGCAGCGGCUGUAAAGAAUCGCCAGCGGUGGUAGAGAAUCGCUGGCGGUGGUAGAGAAUCGCCGGCGGGGGUGUUGGCAAUCAGAGAUUCGGUACCAGUAGAUUGAAAGAUGGAAGGUUGCAGGGGUAAAAUAGGAAAGUCAAAGCAAAUUUUAUCACACAUUAAUAUGCGUGCACGGUCAAACCGGGAAGUUCUUUUUUGGACGGAGGGAGUAUCAUUAUAUGUCUAAGAAUAUCAUACUUAAAAAAAAUAAGUUUAUCAUAU
Cuscuta campestris is the source of this 1605-nucleotide messenger RNA. NCBI's taxonomy places the organism in Eukaryota, Viridiplantae, Streptophyta, Magnoliopsida, Solanales, Convolvulaceae. The record is from the annotation of a GenBank genome assembly.